Messenger RNA from Gopherus flavomarginatus (Mexican gopher tortoise), 2602 nucleotides. It is a transcript of the gene NEK5, whose product is annotated as NIMA related kinase 5. The transcript is spliced from 23 exons. NCBI's taxonomy places the organism in Eukaryota, Metazoa, Chordata, Testudines, Testudinidae. Gene Ontology annotation, biological process: protein phosphorylation. The record is from RefSeq and is a predicted model, not a curated record. Gene Ontology annotation, molecular function: protein kinase activity; ATP binding. The coding region runs from base 95 to 2602 and encodes 835 amino acids.
CUCCCACAGCACCGGGGGAGGGGGCGCCGGAGGCAGAGCGCCCCCCCCCCCCCGACUGCACCAAGAGGCUACACUGCUUUAAGACAAAGACAUCAUGGAUAAAUAUGAAAUUAUUAAAAUGAUUGGGGAAGGAGCCUUUGGCAAAGUAUUCUUAGCAAAAGGAAAGGUAGAUAACCACCAAUCUGUUAUCAAAGAGAUCAAUUUAACAAAGAUGCCUGUGAAAGAAAAAGAAGCAUCUCAGAAAGAAGUAAUUCUUCUGGCUAAGAUGAAGCACCCAAAUAUAGUUACAUUCUACAGUUCUCUUCAAGAAAAGAAUAAACUGUACAUUGUGAUGGAAUAUUGUGGUGGAGGUGAUCUGAUGAGACGGAUCAAUAUGCAACGUGGAGUGUUGUUUGAUGAGGACCAGAUUCUGGCUUGGUUUGUGCAGAUUUCCUUAGGACUGAAGCAUAUUCAUGACAGGAAGGUUUUACACAGAGACAUAAAAGCUCAGAACAUUUUCCUUAGCAAUAAUGGGAUGGUAGCAAAGCUUGGGGACUUUGGCAUAGCAAGAAUGUUGAACAAUACUAUGGAGCUUGCUCGGACGUGUGUAGGGACACCCUACUAUCUGUCACCGGAGAUCUGUGAGAAUCGACCAUAUAAUAAUAAAACAGAUAUUUGGUCUCUUGGCUGUGUCCUCUAUGAGCUGUGCACUUUAAAGCAUCCGUUUGAAGGCAACAGUUUACACCAGCUGGUGCUGAACAUCUGCAGAGGACAUUUUAUCCCAGUGUCUCCAAAGUUUUCCUAUGACCUGAGGAUUUUAAUUUCCCAGCUGUUUAAAAUAUCUCCAAGAGAUCGACCAUCUAUCAAUUCCAUAUUAAAGAAGCCUUUCUUGGAGAAGCGCAUUACCAACUAUUUGCCCCCUGAAGUAAUACAUGAAGAAUUCAGUCACACUGUUAUACAUAAAAAAAGACCAGCAGCACAGCCUGUAGCCAAGCUGGUGCAGGUUCCUAAACUUCAAAAAGUGAGAGUCCAGGACCAUCGUCCUCCAAGAUUCAGGAUGGUGGCACCUGUCAAGAAACAGGAAUUAUUACAUAGUAAUGAAUGGAAACCUCCUUCAAGAGUCCAGCAGCCUAUUGCCCAGCAUUGGCGCUCCAGAUUUAAGAUGGCAGAAAGGCCAGAAGCUGCCAGAGUACAUGGACAUUAUGGUCAUUACUAUGAUAAACUUGACAACUUGCAGAAGAGACUUUAUGUACAAGACGACCUUUCUCGCAUCAACCAAAGAGUCGAGGAGUAUUAUAAACAGAAAGGACAAGUUGCAGCACCCCCACCUGAGUGGCCUGCAGAGUAUCUUCAAAGACGGCUCGAAGCCCAGCAGUACAAGAUGAAAGUGGAAAAGCAGUUGGGACUGCGACCAUCCUCUGCUGACCCCCGUCACAACCAGAUCCAGCUGCAGGAAGUGAUGGAAGAGCAGCUCAAAGACCAUCAGAGGGAUCUGGCUAGAAGGAAUGAAAUAAAAGAAGAGGAAUACCUGAAACAAUUACAGAAAAUUCGGCAGCAGUACCACAGUGAUGUAAAAGAACUUAGAUUCAAAGCAGGAGCAUUGCAGGAGAAUUCACAAAUAAAAGACAAAACCUAUCUUGUGAAACAUGGGAAAGCUGGGGGCCAGCCUGAUCCAAAAGAUACUCCUGGAAGAAGAGAACCACCAGUCCAGGAUAUUGAAGAAAACUUAAAACAUAUCAGACUACAGAACUGGCAAGAGAGAAGAGUCCUGGAAAAGAAAUGUAAAACAAAGGGAGGAGUAAAAUUUGAAAUUAAUUUAGAUGCAUGUGUUCCUGAGGAAGAUACUGUGCAAGAAGAGGAACUAGAUAAACUUAACGAGACGUUAACUUUUGAGGAUGGUGAGAAUCUUAAGGAGAAAUGGAUGAAGAUCUAUGAAGAUCACACACAAAAAACUUUGGAAGAACUAUGCUCUCCGGAAGGAGAGGCUGGCAAUAUAGAUAAUGCCAUGGAAAUCAGAAAACAAUGGCAAGCUGGAGCCCCCCAGACUCUCCUGGAUUUUCUAGCUGAGGCAGACAUCACAUCUGUCUGCCCUACAAUGGCUGAAAGUGAACUUGCUGGCCGGGUGGUUGUCGUGCCUGAAGAAACACCAGAAAACAGGAAACAGUGGAAACAAGAAGCACCUGGGACACUGCUGAGUAUCUUAGCGAAAGCAGAACUGUCUAAUGACUCCUUCACCUGGACUGAAGAGGAAUCUGAGGGUACAUUAUCACCCUGGCUGCCAAAAGAGAAUAAGGAUGAUAAUGCAGAAACAGGCUCCACUAUCGAUACCGAUGAAAACAGACUUGAGCCAAGAUCUGAUGAUGAUGACACGAACUUUGAAGAAUCUGAAGAUGAAUUGAGGGAUGAGCUGGUGGAAUCACUAGAAAAAGUGGCAACUUCUCUGGCAGAGGAAGACAGAGAGGUGCCAAUCCAGUCAGCAAACAAAGACAAACCAGAAGGAGAGAGAGAAAGCUUAGCUAGUAAAAUACCUGGGAAACCUGAUGAGGUUUUAGACAAUAACACUGAUUCACUUACUGCUGACACAUGUAAUGGAGAAGGCAGGCAGGAAGCAGCAAUCAGCUAA